Eucalyptus grandis is the source of this 2221-nucleotide messenger RNA. RefSeq names its product galactan beta-1,4-galactosyltransferase GALS1. The transcript has 2 exons. Bases 152 to 1666 code for a protein of 504 amino acids. Lineage: Eukaryota; Viridiplantae; Streptophyta; Magnoliopsida; Myrtales; Myrtaceae. The record is from RefSeq and is a predicted model, not a curated record.
CUUGCCUCGAGGCUUGAGCUGUGCCUGUCUUGCGGCGUCUCUCUCUCUCUUCUUCGGGUUAAGACUCCCAUUUGACUCCCCUGCAGCUUGGGAGUGCGAGCGAUAGUGUCCUUCCCCAUCACCACCGUCGACCGGCCACCGACACUCCGCCAUGAGGAAGGACGGCUCUCCGGCCACCGCGGCCGGCACCGCCGCCUCCAAGCUCUUCAGCUGCUUCGAGACCAAGCCCCUCGUAGCCACAUUGCUCGCCCUCACCCUCGUCAUGCUCCUCUGGAACCUCCCCCCUUACUACCAGAGCCUCCUCUCCACCACCACCGCCACCAACCUCCCCUGCUCCGCCUCCGCCGCCGCAUCGUCUCUAUCCUCUCUCGCCGUCGACUCGACCCUCCCCUCCGCGGCCCCCGCCCAGGUCGCCGCUCUGAAGUACUCCACUUCGGCGACGGCCCAAGGAUCCGACCCGAACAAGCGGAUCUUCCAGGCCUACGGCAAUGCGGCGGCGCUUUUCGUCCUCAUGGGCGCCUACCGCGGCGGCCCCGCGACGUUCGCGGUCGUCGGCCUCGCCUCGAAGCCCCUCCACGUCUUCGGCAAGCCCUGGUACAAAUGCGAGUGGGUCUCCAACAACGGCACGGCGACCCGGGCCAAGGCCUACAAGAUGCUACCCGACUGGGGCUACGGCCGCGUCUACACCGUCGUCGUCGUCAACUGCACCUUCUCCGAGAACCCCAACGCCGACAACUCCGGCGGCAAGCUCCACCUCUACGCCUACUACGGCGAGUCCCAGCGCAAGUACGAGAAGUUCGCCGCCCUCGAGGAGAGACCCGGAUCCUACAACGAGUCCAAGUACCACCCCCCGUACGACUACGAGUACUUGUACUGCGGGUCGUCCCUUUACGGCAACCUGAGCGCCGACCGGAUUCGGGAGUGGAUGGCCUACCACGCCUGGUUCUUCGGGCCCAAGUCGCACUUCGUGUUUCACGACGCCGGAGGGAUUUCGCCGGCGGUGAGGGCGGCGCUGGAGCCGUGGGUAAGGGCGGGGAGGGCGACGGUGCAGGACAUCAGGGACCAGGCGGCGUUCGACGGCUACUACUACAACCAGUUCUUGGUGGUGAACGACUGUCUCCACCGGUACCGGCACGCCGCCAACUGGACCUUCUUCUUCGACGUCGACGAGUACAUCUUCCUGCCGGAUGGGAGUAGCUUGGAGUCAGUGUUGACAGAGUUCGGGAACUACACGCAGUUCACGAUCGAGCAGAAUCCAAUGUCGAGCGUGCUCUGCCUGAACGACUCCUCUCAAGAUUACUCCAGGGAAUGGGGCUUCGAGAAGCUUCUGUUCCGGGACUCCCGGACCGGGAUCCGGCGGGACCGGAAGUACGCGAUCCAGGCGAAGAACGCGUUCGCGACGGGGGUGCACAUGUCGGAGAACGUGGUCGGCGAGGCCCUCCACAAGACGGAGGACAAGAUCCGGUACUACCACUACCACAACUCCAUCACCGUCCCGGGGGAGCUCUGCCGGGAGCUCCUCCCGAUGUCGGCGAGGCGCAACGUGACGUGGUACGACAAGCGGCCCUUCGUCUACGACGACCACAUGAAGAAGCUGGCCCCCGUCAUCAAGGAGUUCGAGCGCAACGCCAUCGGGAACGUCGACACCGCGCAGUGGUCCUCCUGACCGCGACCGUCAAAGCCUCCAAGAAAAAAAGAAGAAAAACCCAAAAAAAAAAAAAAAGGAAGAUUGCGAGGACAAAGGACGAUUCCGAUUGUUGUUUCCGGGAGAGACCCCACGGGGCAUUGAAUUUGAGCUUUUUGGGUCCGGUGUGAUAAUGGCGACACCUCGCGCGUGGGGUGGAAAUCGUGGGACUCCGGUCGAUGAGUGGGCUCUGUUCAAUCUCGGGCUCGGUCGGAGGAAGAGAGAGAAAGUGAUCUGACCCGCUGUAGAGAGAGAGAGAGAGGGAGGGAGGGGAUCCGUUUGGACAUAAUUCUCUGAUUUUUUUUUCCUUUUCUUUAAUUCUUGAAUCUGUCUAUAUAUAAGGAAAGAAAGGGGGAAUGUUUUAUAUCUUUUGUUGCGAUUAAUUUAUUCCGUGGGUUCUUUUAAGAAAAAAAUUAAGAGGGGGGAAAAUUGGAUGUGUUUCUACGUGGGAUUUGUCGUUGUGGAGGUUUGAGCAGUGAGUGACUGGUGGGGACCCUUCUGGGAUUUAAAUAGAAUAUAAAUUCCGAUCGUUUGAUA